AUGGUCGACCUCAUCCUCCCGCGAAGGGCGCGCGCACCCAGCAGCCCAAAGAAGCCAUCGGCCUCACACAAGACGGACGUACCGACUGCUCAUCGACAACGCCUGCAAGCCCCGUCCGAGACGAACAUUGUGGGCAAAGUCUCGCAAACGAUCAAGGGCGCCAACGACCUUUUGUUAUACUGGAAGGAUGGAUUGAACGCCGACGAGAGGGCCUUGCUGCGCAAGAAGGAAGAACGCAAACAGGUCCUGACAUUGCGAAUGAAGAGUGCCGAAACAUUGAAACAGUGGCAGGAUGCCGCCGAAGAGCUCGACCUCCUCGAGGGCAACGACGAGUGGAAACGCGACUUUUCCGACGGCGACUACAACCCGUGUCUGAUCGAAGAACGCCUCACCGCCCUCGAAGACGCACGCGCCCACGGCGACCUCGUCACUAUGAUGCACCUCAUCCGGACGGAGCUCUCGCGCGACCUUGGCGGCAUGGGCAACGUCGACCUCUACCGCCACUCCUACCUCGGCACCAAGACGCUCAUCGAGCGGUACGUCGACGCCGCGCUGCAGAUCAUUGACGCCGUCGUCCUGCACAGCGCCGUCGCCGCCGUCGCGCCGCGCGACCUGCUCGAGGGCAUGCUCCUCGCGCGGCAGAGCUUUGGCCGCAGCGCGCUGCUGCUGUCGGGCGGCGGCACGUUUGGCAUGUCGCACAUUGGCGUGCUCAAGACGCUCUUUGACGCGCACCUGCUGCCGCGCAUCAUCUCGGGCGCCAGCGCGGGCAGCAUUGUCUGCGCCGUGCUGUGCACCCGCACCGACGAGGAGAUUCCCGCCCUGCUCCGCGACUUUCCCCACGGGGACCUCGCCGUCUUUGGCAACGAGGAGAGCGACUCGGGCGCGCUCAACCACGUCCGCCGCCUGCUCACCGAGGGCAGCUGGUCGGAUAUCAAGCAUCUCAAGCGCGUCAUGCGCACCAUGAUGGGCGACAUGACCUUUCAGGAAGCCUACAACCGCACGCGCCGCAUUCUCAACAUUUGCGUCUCGACAGAGUCCGUGUACGAGCUGCCGCGGCUGCUCAACUACGUCACCGCGCCCAAUGUCAUGAUCUGGUCCGCUGUCACGGCGUCGUGCUCGCUGCCCUUUGUCUUUCACUCGUCGCCGCUGCUCGUCAAGGACCCGGUGACGGCCGAGCACCACCGCUGGAACCCGUCGCCGCAGCACUUCAUUGACGGCUCCGUCGACAACGACCUGCCCAUGACGCGCCUCGCCGAAAUGUUCAACGUCAACCACUUCAUCGUGUCCCAGGUUAACCCCCACGUCGUCCCGUUCCUGCCCAAGGACGACCACCUCUCGCCCGAGGCCCGGCUGCUGCUCAAGGCCCGCCAGCCGCUCCCCGACGAGUUUGACUGGCUCGCCAUGUUCACCACGCUCGCGCGGGACGAGGCCCUGCACCGCCUCCAGUUCAUGGCCGAGAUGGGCAUCUUCCCCAACCUCAUGACCAAGUGCCAGAGCAUCCUCAGCCAAAAGUACAGCGGCGACAUUACCAUCCUGCCCGAGAUUGGCCUCGCCGAGCUCCCGGGCUUGCUGAGCAACCCCAGUGCCGACUUCAUGCUCCGCUCGAGCAUCGCCGGCGAGAGGGCCACAUGGCCCAAGCUCAGUCGCAUACGGGACCGCUGCGCGAUUGAGCUCGCGCUUGACGACGCCGUGCACCGGCUCCGCACUAGGGUCGUCUUCUCCGAGAGCCAGGGCGACCUGCGCAAGCUCGGCGCCGGGUUCCCCGCCCCCUCUGCAGGCAUCACCACCCCUCAGGCCGCGGGCGGCGACGCACCCGCCGGCACCGUGCAGCAGCAGCAUCGACGUCGCUCCGGUGGCUGUCUCCGCAGCAUGGGCGAUCGCUCCCACACGUUUGACGCUGCCACCGCAGACAUCACCGACGACGAUACGCUCGAGGAGGAGCGUCUUGAGAUGCGAUUACGCCGAAGCCGCGGUAACUCCCCCGUUGCAGCGCGCAAGCCGCGUCUGCACCGCGCCAGCAAAAGCCAAAUGCACAUUCCCCGGCCCAGCACCGCCUUUUCCGCCACCCCCGCCGCCUCGACAAGCAGCACCCUUGCCGCGUUUGACUUUUCCAAGCCCCUGGCGGUACCGAGCGAUGCACAGCAGCCCAAGACGGACGCGAGCACAUCAUCCGAUGACGAACCGACGCCGCCAGCACCGACACGGAGCGCGUGGCACCAACGCGCCGCGCAGCCGAUCGAGGACGUGGAGACGAGCGAGCAGGGCCACUCGAGCGAUGCCGACAUUGACCAGGCCAGCGAGGAGAGCGACCCGGACCCGUACGACAGCAAGUGGGAGUCGCCGCCGCCCGAGUACAGCGAGGCCGUCAAGGAUGAUGGCCUGUUUGGGCCCAGCGAGCGUAUUGGAAACGCAGCAUAG
Molecule: messenger RNA, 2418 nt
Organism: Cordyceps militaris CM01
Lineage: Eukaryota; Fungi; Ascomycota; Sordariomycetes; Hypocreales; Cordycipitaceae
Product: Patatin family phospholipase, putative
Exons: 2
Coding region: 1-2418 (805 amino acids)
Biological process (GO): lipid metabolic process
Molecular function (GO): triacylglycerol lipase activity
Source: RefSeq, a predicted model, not a curated record